Molecule: messenger RNA, 897 nt
Organism: Hydractinia symbiolongicarpus
Lineage: Eukaryota; Metazoa; Cnidaria; Hydrozoa; Anthoathecata; Hydractiniidae
Exons: 3
Coding region: 153-797 (214 amino acids)
Molecular function (GO): calcium ion binding; peptidyl-prolyl cis-trans isomerase activity
Source: RefSeq, a predicted model, not a curated record
GAUACGAAUGAAAAAACGCUGAAAACUUUCAUUGUGAUUUCCUCAAACCACGUGUUCAAUUGAUAUAAAACUUUUGCAGCAAGGAAUCAUUCCCUUAAGGUCGGACAUCGAUAGUGUUAAGACGUCGACAAAGAAUUAAAAUAUCCAACAGCAUGACGACAUUAGUGGUAUUUUUAUUAGCUUUAUCUUACGCUAGUGCCGUACAAUAUGUCGUUAAUCCUGACGAGAAAGGAGAGUUUGACGGCGUUGGUAUUGGUUUAGUUUCCCGACCUUCUUAUUGUGAACGUACGACCAAAAAAGGCGAUCUCUUGAAAGUUAAUUUCAACGCAACUCUUAAUGACGGAAGUUUCUUCGAGACAAGAUUUAUGGAGACUGUGUUUGAAUUUGUUUUGGGCGAGGGUCAAGUCAUUCCAGGUUGGGAAGCUGGUCUGCAAGAUAUGUGUGUGGGAGAAGUACGUCAUCUCACAGUACCUCCCAAAUACGCUUACGGAACCAAUGGUCUUGGUAGCAUGCCAUCCCGUAGCACAAUAUACUUUUUCGUGAAAUUAAUCGCAUUUGAAUCUGUUCCUGGUGCACCAAAGAAAACGAACACUUUUGUGGUUAUUGACCGAAACGGAGAUGGUUUAUUGUCUGGUGACGAGGUUCGAGAAUAUCUUUUACAAACUGGAGUUCAAGAUGUUGGUGGUAGUCACGGAUUAAAACAAAUGCUAAGAGAUAUCUUUCAAGAAGAAGACCGCGAUAAAAACGGAUACAUCACACAUGCUGAAUUUAGUGGGCGUAAACACGAUGAAUUGUAAACAAAUAUACUAUAACUUAUACGAUCUAGGAAAUUUAAAAUUUUUGUAUCUGUCUGUGAAUGUAGGAAUGUUAAAGCUAGAAAACUUUUCUGUUUCUAAA